Messenger RNA from Entrophospora candida, 447 nucleotides. The record is from the annotation of a GenBank genome assembly. Lineage: Eukaryota; Fungi; Glomeromycota; Glomeromycetes; Entrophosporales; Entrophosporaceae.
AUGAGAAAAGAAUUCGUUGUUGAUUUAUGGGACAUGAAGAAUUACGAAAAUAAAGAUGUUUCAGUUAACCAAGGAACAUGGAAAGUCGAGGGUCUAUCAAAAGCAAGACAAUAUAGGGCAGAACGUACCUUAUUUGCUUCUUUUAGAAGAAAUAAUGAUAAAAAUAUUUCUAAUACAUACCUUAUCAAAGGGUCAAACCAAAAGAGGACAUCUGGUGGUCCAUGGAUGAAAGGUAAAAGAAAAUUUGAAUCAAACACAUUUAAGCUUUGUCGUGAGUUGAAAGAUGCAUAUCAUAACUUGAUUUACCAUUUUAUUCAAGCACCAAGUUGUUUGGCGGAUGAAAUUGUUAGUCUAAUGAUUAAUCUAAGAGUAUAUGGAGGAAUUUCAAAUGAAUUCCAAUUUGUGAUUUAUGCAUUUAGUAUAGAAAAUGGAGUUACAUGGUGUUAG